AUGAUGCUGGCAGCAGAGCUGUGGUGUCACUGCAUCCAGACUGUCACAGGGCUAAUACUGCCGAAGCACCUGGCCAAUGUAGAAAUCAUUCCUAAGGGCCCACACUGCAACACUGGAAAUCAU
This is a messenger RNA of Nestor notabilis (Kea), 123 nucleotides long. RefSeq names its product platelet factor 4-like. Gene Ontology annotation, molecular function: chemokine activity. NCBI's taxonomy places the organism in Eukaryota, Metazoa, Chordata, Aves, Psittaciformes, Psittacidae. The annotation marks the transcript as partial. Gene Ontology annotation, cellular component: extracellular region. The record is from RefSeq and is a predicted model, not a curated record. Gene Ontology annotation, biological process: immune response. The transcript has a single exon.